GUUCUUAAUUUCAUUGGCUACUCACACGACAGUAGGCUAGGCUAGCCUACUAGUACCGGGAAAGCAUCUAUUUGCUCGAAAUUGCACUGAUUUCGGGAUAUCAAGCGGGACUGUUGAAUGUCCAUCUGUAGGCUAAAUGAGCUAUAUGUGGGGAAUGGGCGGUAGGCUAUUACACGAGCCUAUAGGCGACCUGUUUGACUAUAACCGCGUGUAGUUUUGUCAGAGCCAAAGCAGCCCUGGCAGUCAUCAGGCUGUAGAAUGAACAGUUCGUCGUGAACGUGACAGUAGCCUAUAGGCCUGAAGUGUUUUAUUUUAGUCAAAUGAAGAAGGAAAUCUCGCAGAAAGAUUAGGAAAUAGUUAUCUGCCACGCUGUAUGAUUUUGUUCUUUGUUAUUAUCUUGUUAUUAUCAAAUAUCGAUCCAGCAACCUGAAGGGUCUGACAACCAACGUGGGAUUAAAAUGUCAUAGCCUACAAGGCUUGUUAAACCUGUUGUCUGCAUCUGUCCUCUUCCGAACGUGGAACCCACGUCGAAUACAAACAAGUAGCCUAACGACAAAUAGCCUACAUUUGAUUGAACUCAAAUUUUACUGAGGGUAAAGUUCAGUUGACAGAGAUUGCAUUCUUCCACGCAAACAUUAUCUUCACAGAAACCGUAAGUUUGCCAUCCUUGUAAGGUUAACCUAUACAGAUCUAACUUACUCAAUUUUCAUCAUAAUUAAGGCGGGCACAUGUUGUUGGCUAUCAGUGUCAUUUUAUGGUGCUGGGGAUUGUUGAGCCGCAGACCGAUGCUGUGCCGCCAGGGCAUGCAGAAAGGCCGCUGUUGCGUCUUGUUCAGUGACCUGAAGGUUUUCCUGCUCAGGCCACCGACACCAUCGGAACCACCGCCAGCGCUCCCACUCAUGAGUACACUAAACACGGAGAGCCAUGUGACGGCCGGCACCGUGGAGAGGAACAACUCUUCAGCGGGGGCCACUGAGAGCACCAAUGGUUGUUUACAUAACCCAGCGGGUUGGACAGAGCCCCCGUCGUCAGGGGAAAAUGUAGGGACCAAGGAGGAAAUGGGAGGGGAGGAGUGGGAAAGCACAACGAUGGAGCUGCCAGGGACUCUGGAUUGCGGCAGCUCCUCUGAGGACAAUUCCAAAGAGAAGUAUGACGAGCGGACAUCCCUGAACAGCUGCACAGACAGUGGUGUAAGGUCUCCCUUGUGCCGGAUCUGUUUUCAGGGCCCUGAGCAGGGGGAGCUGCUGAGCCCAUGCCGCUGCAGUGGUUCAGUCCAGUGCACCCACGAGCCGUGCCUCAUCAAGUGGAUCAGCGAGAGGGGCUCCUGGAGCUGCGAGCUCUGCUCCUACAAGUACCAGGUCAUCGGCAUCAGCACCAAGAACCCACUGCAGUGGCAGACCAUCUCUCUGACGGUGAUUGAGAAGGUGCAGAUUGCGGCGGCUGUGCUGGGCACGCUCUUCCUGAUGGCCAGCAUCUCCUGGCUGGUGUGGUCCUCCCUCAGUCCCUCGGCCAAGUGGCAGCGGCAGGACCUGCUCUUCCAGAUCUGCUACGCCAUGUACGGCUUCAUGGACCUGGUGUGCAUCGCUCUGAUAGUCCAUGAGGGACCGUCUGUGUUCCGUAUUUUUAACCGCUGGCAGGCGGUCAACCAACAGUGGAAGGUACUCAACUAUGACAAGAUGAAGGACACGGACGAGCACCAGAAAGCAGGGGCCAGCCUGCGGACCUUAUCCUUCCCUGGCCCCCGCGGUUCUGGGCCAGUUCCGCCCAAUGGUCACCCCGGCUCGGCUGAGGGCUCCCCGUCCCUCUCCUCCCUUAUGGCUGCCACGGAGACGCCCACAGCGGUGCCCCUGGACAGCAACGACGGGGGGUUGGCGGUUGAGCCCGAGGUGCAGGACUCGUCAGAGCCAAGCGGAGGCGGCACCAAUCACUGUGCGUACAGCAUCCUGCAGCGGCUCAGCCUACAGCUCCGGACGCCGCCGCCCCGAGAGCAACCAGGCAGCAACCGCGAGCUGGUCAUGAGAGUGACCACAGUCUGAGGAGCGCAGCCGAGGCCUUAACCCAACAUGCCACUUCUCCCCCACAGGGGACCCACCUCGCCCGUCUCAACUCCUCGUCUUUUAUAUGAAGGGAUCAGUUUUACAUGAAUGCAGAAAAACAGAAUAAAAAAAAAUAAAAAACUUGACUGCCGUUUUCCCAGGUUUGAAAAAUGCUUGGGACACCUUGGGUAUCUUGGUUAGGUGUGUAGUUGGGGGAAAGGGGGUGAUUGAGCCUGAAAAGGGUGUUUUUUGAUUUUUUAUAAUAGGCCUGGAACUAUUGGUGUGGUCAGGUGAUGUGUGAGAAGGAAUUUUGUACAUUUCAGAUGUGAUGGGAGGUUGAAUAGCACACAUCUGUAGAGACACCUGAGAUAGAAACCUCUCUGCGCUCAUCCUGCCAGUGACUGCUGUUGCCACAGCGACUCCUGCAGGACAAAGAUUCAUGCUCGGUCUGUCCAUCAGCAGCUCAAGCACAAAACUACAGGACAAUCCAGGUACAACAAACACAGACACACCAACAUGUCAGAGGUCCUGUCUUUAUCUGUUAAACCCAGUACUGCUCAGGGUGCCAAGUGAAGGGUUCAAAUGAGUUUCUGAAGCGACAAAUUCAUGCACACAAUUUCAGGCAUGUAGCCCUCCCAGCAACCUACUGAACUAAUAACUAAACAGGCUCCCUGAAAAAAGAAUCUAUCUUUAAUGGCACAUGUAUUGUUUGUUGUCUUUAAUGGUUGAUUUGUACUUGAAUGAAAAAAAAAGUAUAUGUCCUUGUGUAGGCCAAAGACAUUCUAGUGACCUUGAUUGUUGCAGCUGGUUGUUGUGGGUUGUUGCAGGGGGAUCAUGAGUGGUGGCCUUUAGAAUGUUUUUUUUUUCAGGCCAAGUUGCCAUCAAAGUAACAAAAUGUGAUAUCACACUCCUGUCGGGCCAAAAGCACAGAAUCGGGACUCACAUCUGGGACUUCUUUUGGUUUUCUUCUUCUUUUGUAAUAUACGUGUAUAAAUGUAAAAAAAAAAAAAAAAAAUG
This is a messenger RNA of Alosa alosa (allis shad), 3053 nucleotides long. RefSeq names its product membrane-associated ring finger (C3HC4) 4, like (gene marchf4a). The record is from RefSeq and is a predicted model, not a curated record. Gene Ontology annotation, biological process: protein ubiquitination. The transcript has 4 exons. Bases 729 to 2036 code for a protein of 435 amino acids. Gene Ontology annotation, molecular function: ubiquitin-protein transferase activity; zinc ion binding. Lineage: Eukaryota; Metazoa; Chordata; Actinopteri; Clupeiformes; Clupeidae.